Molecule: messenger RNA, 696 nt
Organism: Penicillium alfredii
Lineage: Eukaryota; Fungi; Ascomycota; Eurotiomycetes; Eurotiales; Aspergillaceae
Exons: 2
Coding region: 1-696 (231 amino acids)
Source: RefSeq, a predicted model, not a curated record
AUGACCAGGCUCGCCGUCUCACCAGACCACCGGACCACCUUCUCCAGUCCAUCCUCAAAACCCCAACCCGAGUCCAAAAUGAAGCCAGAAGAAACCACACCCCACGACUUCGCAGAUGACGCAGCAAACGCCGUGGGACUUUUCAAGCAAACCUUCCCCAGCUUCUUCACCUCAUUCGAGCUCGUCCUCGAUCCUCUGAUCCGCUUCUUCGUGGGAAAAUUCCAACUAAACAUGAACCGCAACCUCCUCCCUCCAACCGUGGACCAAGAGGACCCAGAUCAGCAGAAACUCCGCCACGCGAUUGUCAACAGCCUGAUGCUUCGCUUCGCCAACACGGGUUCGUUUCAGUUUGACCGUGACUACGACCACGAUAUCUUCACCUUUGUUCUCUACUGGUACCUGCGAGACCGCUGGGCUGCGUGUAUUCGCUGGCAGAUCGAGAAACAUGCCCCUGGAACAGACUUGGACUCCCUGCUUCGAUUUCCUUACAUGCCCAGAUCUGUUCCUGGGUGGUUGCGGCCUGAUCCUUUUGUUUACAGUCCGUACCACAUGGAGCGCAUUGAGAUUGGGCGGCUGCGGGAUGGACUUUUCUAUUGGGGUCGGCUGAAAUGGCUGAGUAGAAAUAUGCGUUGGAUGAGUGAGGAUAUUGAGAGGGUUGAUGAAACCCUGUGUUCUGAUACACCAGUACUCUACUAG